AUGGUUCUCUCACUGUCGUACCGCCGUCCGGCCUAUGUCCCUUCCUCUCGCGAUUCAGUUGAGUCCGACUCGGAUGGUCGAGUCGAGUCCAUCAAUUCCGGCUCCAGCUGCCCCUAUGGUAUUCCAGACGCCCUCUCCUUCGAUAGAAUCAUCGGUGGCGGGACCUGUCCUCCUGUGACCACGCGCGAAUUCAUGGACUUCCUCCGUUACAUUGAGUUUGACGCCGAGAACCUCCAGUUCUAUCUGUGGUAUCAUGACUACUGCAAGCGCUUCAAUGAACUUCCCGACAGCGAGAAAAAGCUUGCUCCCGAAUGGACCGUUGAUCAAGCGUUGGCGGACAAGACGCAUGCUGAGAAGGAGAAGCUCCCGAAGAAAAUGACAAGCGCUGCUGCUUCUGUGUUGAAAGGGACCGAUUUCGAUCCUCAUGCAAAAAUCGCUGUUCCAGAGGCCGCCCCAAACCCCUUCAACACUCCUCCUAGAACGCCUUCAGCCACUGCGACAGACCAGGGUAGCUUGGUCCCGUCGACUCUCGGCUACAGCGACGAUGCUACGACCCUUAGAGCGGGAUCAACUGAGCACGGAAAACGAGCCGAGGCAGCAUUUGAAGAAGCGGGAACUCUUCAACCAUUCACCAUUCAACCAUUCCGGGAGGAAGUAUCACGCAUCAUCGCCAUCUACAUCGCUGAUGGUGGGGCGAGAUUGCUCAACCUGUCGGCCAAGGAGAAAGCUGGCUUGCUCAAGGCACUAUCUGUCACCACUCAUCCUUCAGCAUUCCGCGAUGUCAUUGCCACGGUCGAGUGGACUCUUCGUCAUCAAGCCCAUCCCAAUUUUAUUCGCUGGACCAUUUGCAACGGCAACAAGCCCAGACAAGCUUUUGCACGGUUCCUGGGCGUAGCUGGAAUUGUUGGCGGCAUCGUCUACGGCAUCGUCAUCACACUCAGUUCAGCCAAUAGAGGCUGGAGGGCUCUGGUGUUCCUUGGUCUUUUUAUCGGCAUUGCGACACUCUUUGCUGCUUGGAAAGGCAUGUGCGUUGUUCUUCAUGGGAUGCACCACCGACAUCUUCGACCGUGGGAGCUUUUCGGCGAUGAAGACGAGGCUUCGUCUGAAAAGAAAACCUCGUUCGACAGCCUGGGCUCUGCCAACAGUUAUGAAGAUGAGCCUUGGGUGGCCAAAUAUGAGAAGCGCAACAUCAUACGCAAGAUCUUCGAUCGUGAGGUCUGGAUCCAGGAGCCUGCACUGCGGCAGAUUCAAGACACGAUCUUCGUCCAAGCUCUCAUUACCGCCUUUGUUAUCGGAGCGAUCACGACUGCUAUAUUUCUCGCGGUGCCCCGCGGUAACUUCUUUUGA
Molecule: messenger RNA, 1347 nt
Organism: Fonsecaea erecta
Lineage: Eukaryota; Fungi; Ascomycota; Eurotiomycetes; Chaetothyriales; Herpotrichiellaceae
Exons: 5
Coding region: 1-1347 (448 amino acids)
Source: RefSeq, a predicted model, not a curated record